Messenger RNA from Gasterosteus aculeatus aculeatus (three-spined stickleback), 6285 nucleotides. Its product is annotated as CUGBP Elav-like family member 2. Gene Ontology annotation, molecular function: RNA binding. The record is from RefSeq and is a predicted model, not a curated record. Lineage: Eukaryota; Metazoa; Chordata; Actinopteri; Perciformes; Gasterosteidae.
GCUGCGGCUCGCUGUGACAGCGGCUCGCCGGAAUUUAUUUCAGUCGGGGGACGGCAGAGAAAUUAGAAGGACGGAAUAAGGCGGAUACCGGUUCCCUUCUCUCCCCCACCAUACAGUUUUGAAGAAGACGCCCCCCAUCUUUCUCUCUCUCUCACACACACACACCCUCUUCCCUCCCUGCACCUGUUCUGCUUCGUCUCGCAGGAGUUGAUCCUCUUGCGGAGUGAGCGGACGUCGCUUCUCAUUGUUAGAUAGACGGCGUUAUGAGCAUGACUUCGGCGUUCAACCUGGAUUACCACCCUCUAACCGAAAGUCGGUUAAUGACCGCCAGCGACACGAUCAACGGCAACGGCAGCAAGAUGAACGGGUCGCUGGAGCAGUUGGACCAGCCGGACCCCGACUCCAUCAAGAUGUUCGUGGGGCAGAUCCCGCGGGCCUGGUCAGAAACGGAACUCAAAGAGCUUUUUGAGCCCUUCGGCGCCGUGCACCAGAUCAACAUCCUCCGGGAUCGCACCCAGAAUCCCCCUCAGAGCAAAGGAUGCUGUUUUGUUACUUUUUAUACAAGAAAAGCCGCACUGGAGGCCCAGAAUGCACUGCACAACAUAAAGACUUUAAGUGGGAUGCAUCAUCCUAUCCAGAUGAAACCCGCUGACAGUGAGAAAACAAGUGUGUCGGAACCAGCCGCGGGCCACGCAGCGCGCCACAACGCAGCGCGCCACUUCGACACGAAUUUUGCGGUAGAAGACAGAAAACUCUUCAUCGGAAUGAUUUCAAAGAAAUACGGCGAGAACGAGAUCAGAAUGAUGUUCUUGUCUUUCGGCCAGAUGGAAGAGUGCAGAAUUCUCCGCGGACCAGAUGGUCAGAGCAGAGGCUGUGCGUUUGUCACAUUUUCUACCAGAGCAAUGGCACAGAAUGCAAUCAAAACCAUGCAUCACUCUCAGACUAUGGAGGGCUGUUCCUCACCUCUGGUGGUGAAGUUUGCCGACACGCAGCGAGAUAAGGAGCAGAGGCGCCUGCAGCAGCAGCUUGUACAGCAGAUUCAGCAGCUUAAUAGCGCCUCCACCUGGGGAAACCUGGCCGGCCUGGGGACCCUCUCGCCACAGUACCUGGCGUUGCUCCAGCAGGCCACAUCUACCAGUAACCAAGGCAGUUUCAAUAAUAUUCAGAGGCUAGGAGCAGGUGUGAACCCCCUUCAGCUUCAGAACUUGGCCACAUUAGCUGCUGCUGCGGCCGCAGCCCAGAGUUCUGGGAGCCCGACCUCUACCAGCGCUAUGUCUGCAAACAGUGCAGCCCUGGGAGCCCUGGCCGGCCCAAUGGGUUCAUCAGCGGCCAGCGCCGGUGCCGCCAUGAACACCCUGGCGUCUCUGGGAACCCUGCAGGGUCUCACCGGGACUUCUAUGGGCCUCAACCUUAACGCGCUCACCAACAGUGUCGGUGGUAUGGGGUCCAUGAAUGGGGGCCUGGGAGCCUCCAUGGCCAACGGGUCAGCGGCUAGCUCCAUGGACGCUCUGACCCAGGCCUACUCAGGGAUGCAGCAGUACGCCGCCUCCGCCCUGCCCUCCCUCUACGGCCAGUCUCUCCUGCAGCAGAGCAUUGCUGGGGGUCAGAAGGAAGUAGGGCCAGAGGGCGCCAACCUGUUCAUCUACCACCUGCCCCAGGAGUUUGGAGACCAGGAUCUUCUCCAGAUGUUUAUGCCUUUUGGAAAUGUGGUCUCUGCCAAAGUCUUCAUUGACAAACAGACCAAUCUGAGCAAGUGCUUUGGGUUCGUCAGCUAUGACAAUCCUGUGUCUGCGCAAGCUGCCAUCCAGGCCAUGAAUGGUUUCCAGAUCGGCAUGAAGAGGCUGAAGGUUCAGCUGAAGCGCUCCAAGAACGACAGCAAACCCUACUGAUCCUAGUCCUGGGGCCUCCCCCCGCCCCCUCCCCAGCUCUAAUGCUAACACUGCUAGGGUAAGUUCACCCUCCAGCCAAGGUCACCACAGCAGAGACUCUGUGGGGCAGGGGGCAAGGAGCCCACCGCAGGAGGGAGACUCUCUAUUCCUGUAUGAAAAGAAACAUGUUUGCAAUGAUCUUUCCUCAUUUUACUGUAUUUCAUUCCUGCGGUUUUAUGUCAUUUGAGUCGGCUUAAAUAUUUUAAUGUAUAUGAUUAUUUAUGACUAUCACUGGAGUCAGUGUUCGCUGGAGGUAUUUUGUGUCACUGUAAUUAGCGGAGAGCAUCGGCUGUGUUUCCAUGCCAUUUCAUUGCCUUCAGAUCAAUUUAGACCGGUUGACUAAGGAUCAGUAGUCGCUUUGAGGGGCCUCGCAGACCCCCCAUUUGGCUUCUUACGUGUAGUCUGUCUCUUUCCAUUUUUCAUUCUUACUGUGAAAGUCUCUUGCACUCCAAAAACAAUGUUGAGCUAGGCUACCUCUCUCUGCUCUAUUAACAACCUCUUCCAGUCAUUCCAUCCAUCCUUCUAGUCCCCCUCCUCCCCAGUGGGCCCGACUAGAUGGAUCUCUUUGGGUGCCAAGUAUACAGUUUGUGCAUGUUGGAGUCUGCCAUACGUCCUGGUCACUAUUGUUUUUGUGUGUCGGGAGAGGGUGGGGGUGGGGGUGUAGAUUACCCCGUUGUCCUUACUAUAUGUGGUGAUUGGCAUUGUUUUUGUUGUUGUUUGUGCCUCAUGGCUAAACGAUUCUUGUGCUGUGGCCCUAACUUUCUCCCCUCUUUGUCUUUUCUCUCUCUCUCUCUCUCUCUCGCUCUUCCUUUUGUGUUUUUGUUCCUUUUUUAGAACAAAUCUCCAUGCCUGUUUGCUCAUCAUUAGCCUAGCAUGUCUUCAUGAUGUUGAAAGCCAAGCCAAACUCCUGGCCUCAUCAUCCCACCAUUGUCUGUGAUGUCUCUCUAAGCUCGCCUGACCAAUACCUGGCCACCCACUGACCCUUGACCUUUGCUCAACCUGAUUUUUCUGCAUGUAUAUUCAGUUUGUUUUGUUUUGUAUAGAAAUGUGACUGGGGAGAGAGGUCAAGCAAAUCAAUGUGAAAAGUUACCUGCGUUGAAUUCAUUUAAGAAACCUUUUUUUGAGAAUGUUUUAAAAACCUGUGGGAUUUUUUUAAUUUAGCUUUGUUUUUUCUUUUUACCUCUCAGUAAAGUUCACUUGAAAGUUGAAUACAGGGAUUGGCACACAGCUGUGCUAUUUGGUGCCAUUAGCAAUAUGUUGGCUUCUUAAAAAAAUGCUACAGACCACUUUCCAACACUUUUGAAAGUUAAACCCCUCAGUGCUCUGUAAUGAUCUCUACAUUUUGCGGGCAGUGUAAAGAUUUACACAAAAAAAAUCUUUUUGAUUUAAAAAAAUAUCCAGUGUAUUUACCUUUUUUUUGAUCUAUUGAUGGCACAAUAAAAGGUACAUUUGCUCUGUUUAGAGAAAUGGCUACCUACAUGAGUCAACUUUUUUAGAACUGAUUCACAAAUAGACAAUCUGUGGUUUAAAUGCACACUUAGAUUACCUAUAUUUUAUACCAUUGAAUCUAUAGAAGUUUAACUAACAGAACCCAGGCAAAACUUUGGGGUUUUUGUAGAUUAUGUUGUAAUGUCAUCUGUGUUGGGAUGGGGGGAGGGACUUCAGUGUAUUACAUUUUUAAAGAGGACUAAAAUCAGUUUGAUCAGCGUGACAGUUUGAGGUCAUUUCUAGUUAAUUAAAAACACUUUAAGUAUAAAAAAAAAUAAAAAAAUAAAAAAAAAGAUCCUCUACAUUUAAUUGUAAUUUCAACUUUUGAUGAAAAAGUACUUGUUUUUUCUUAAGGGUCACAGUACGUAGACUUUCAUUUUUCCUGCGUUAAACAAAAAAUUAGUCUUCAACUUUCACGGUACGUCUUGUUGACUUUGUGUGAAUUUGACAUUAAUUAAUAGAUGUUUCACUUUGGUUAAGUCUGGAUGCCUCAUGUUGAAAGAUGAUUUACAAUGUCUGUUAACCAUACAGAUGCCAGACAAUGUCUUUGUUAGAAUUUGUUGUUAAAGUGCCCAUGUGUCAAACUUUGUUUUUUUGAAUUUACACAUUCUUUUCCUGUACUAUUAAAAAAACAAACGUAGUUUUCUUUACACGCACGCACAUAACGCGACACAAAACACUUUCUGUGGUUGCAAAUUUGGGAGCCCCUGAAGUAGAUCACAUGGACACAACACACAACCUGUAGGUCUCCGCACAAUCUUUAUAGACACACUCACGCACUCUUGCUUUUCUAUUUUAGUUGGUCUUUUAAUUUACUGUCGUGUUUUAGUCGCACACAAUGACCGUACAAAGUCCACCACAACUAGUGUUGGUUUACAAAUACAUUCCAUUUUUCAGCACAAAAGUUUACACUUCUUUUUUUGCCAGGGUGGUAUUUUGUCUGUUGUACUACUAGUUGUUAAGACAACCCUGGUAAAAAUAACAACCACUUCAUCCCCCAAGAAGGGUUCCCUUAAACUGCGUACCUGAUGGCGCUAAAGAGUUGUCAACUCAGGGGCUUUUUGUGUGUGAAACUAGACUGGAAUUACAACACAAAAUGGACAAUUUUCAUCAUUUGACCCCCCCCCCCUCUCCUCCAUAUACAUAAAUAUUCCAAAAAAUAUAUAUAAAGAGGUACCAAAUUAAAAAAAAUCAGUGCUCGAGGAAAGUGUUUUGUAAGGAAAUGUCAAGCACAAUUGUGGGAGCUAAUCACUUUUGCAGGAUGUUGAGUGUGAUAUAAUCCCCCAAAUUUACAAGGUACCACUGACUUCACUUUUUAAUAUAUGGGCAUGUGCUUUUUACAGUGUUUUUUCUAUCCAAAUGCAAUACAAUAUUCAAAGUGCCAUAUAUACGUCUAGAAACUGCCUACACAUCCUUAUCAGGCCUUGGUUUAGAGAUUGCUGCAGUUCGCCUUUUUUUGUCUAUUUAUGCCCGUGUCAUGAAAGCUCUUGUCACCUGCUCAUGCCCCCCCCCCCCACCCCACCUUUCCCACUCUGAGUUAUUAGUAAAUGUGUGUUGUGAUGUACUCGAGUUGGUUAAAAGAACCUGUAGAUAAACAAUAAACGUCCCCAUAUGUUUGAAGGAAAACCUCUUUAUUAGUGAGAGUGAACAAGUGUGCUGUAACACUUUGCUAUACAAACAAUUGGUGACCAGUCAGGGAAUUCUUUUCUUUUUAAAUAAAGUUAACAAGUUUAAAACUUGAGUUAAAACAACUUUCUUGCCUUUGGUAACGAGGUUGUUUAAAUGGAGAAAAGAACCGUGUGUCAGACACUGAAGUGGUUGCAGCUCUGUGGUUGGUAUGCCGUGUAUGGUGAAGUGUUACUGUGAAUGAUUUUUUUUUUUUUUAAAAGCACAACGUCCGGUCCUGAGCGGAACUUGUCUCACUUCAGGGGCUUCCAUCACCAAUCCCGUUCAAGCUCUAACAAUCACUUUCUUCGUUUUGUUUGUUGUUCAUAUUCUGAAGUGCUAUUUUUUUGACAAGUGUGGUAACUUUGCAUCUCUAUAGAUAUUGUCUUGAUCCAAAUGAAAAGAGGAAGAAAAAAAAAAUCUUUUCCUUUGUUAUUUUCUUGUCUGAUCGGUAGGACUUUAUUCACGUUCCACCAAUAAUUUAAUAGAUGUUUUAUCUUGUCUCGAUGAAAGCCAAAGUGGGUGCAUCUUGAUGUGAUCUGUAGACCUACAAUAGUUUUUUUUUCUGUUCACUCACUAUAAAUUUUUUGAAACUGGGUGAGAUGUGAAAAAGGAGGAAAAAAAUCCAUACACAGGCUUUCCAAUUUCUACAACUGGUUGUUCAUAUGUAUUUUGUACCAGUGAAGCUUUUUAUAUUGGAAAUUAAAGAAAAAAAAUCUAUAUUGGAAAAGAAAAAUUGUCUGGCCUCUCUAUGUGGCCUCGCCUUGACCAGAUCUUGAGUUUGGCCUCUUGGUGGUGUCAAGCAAUUUUUUUUUUUGUUUUGUUUGUCUCUCAAAAAAAAUAUGCCUGAUUUUUAUUUGACUUGGAUCUAUACGUAUGCCUCACUUCGUUUAUCAGCUUCAGUUUCUGAGGGUGGGGGGUUGGGAUCCUCUAAAUCGUGGUAAGUUUCAUGUUAGUAUUUGUGCUGUCCACGUAGUUUAAAUGGUCACCAGGAUUUUGACAACUUGUGUGGUUAAUUGUCUUAGUUGAGGAGUUAACUAUCUGUUUAGUUUGAGCCUUGCUUUUUACCUGUGUAGAGUUUUCUGUUUUUUCCCAUAGCGGAGGACAUAGCCGAAAGACUGUUCUUUUUUUGGUCAAUGUUUGUUCAUGUGUGGUGUGUUACUUUGCCUCUGUCUCCAAAUUAAACCAUUUCCCCUAAUAUGGA